CGCUCCAGGAGGGGCCGGAGCGAGCAGAUCUCGCGUGCGCUCGCCGCCCGGCGCAGCCCAGCCCGGCCCCCGCCUGGCGCCGCAAGCCGAGGUGUCGCCCGCGCCCGCGCCCGAGUCUCCGCCGUGCCCGCGAGCGGGAGCCGGAGCCGCCGCCGCCCGAGCGCAGCAGAGCGCACGCCGCGCCCGCUCGUCGCCGCCAUGGCCACCACAGUGACCUGCACUCGCUUCACCGACGAGUAUCAGCUCUACGAGGAUAUUGGCAAGGGGGCUUUCUCUGUGGUUCGACGCUGUGUCAAGCUCUGCACAGGCCAUGAAUAUGCAGCCAAGAUCAUCAACACCAAGAAGCUGUCUGCCAGAGAUCACCAAAAGUUGGAGAGAGAGGCUAGAAUCUGCCGCCUUCUGAAGCACUCCAACAUCGUGCGCCUCCAUGACAGCAUCUCCGAGGAAGGGUUCCACUACCUGGUCUUCGAUCUGGUCACUGGUGGGGAGCUCUUUGAGGACAUCGUGGCUCGAGAGUACUACAGUGAGGCCGAUGCCAGCCACUGCAUCCAGCAAAUCCUGGAGGCCGUUCUCCAUUGCCACCAAAUGGGGGUUGUCCACAGGGACCUCAAGCCUGAGAACCUGCUCCUAGCCAGCAAGUGCAAAGGGGCGGCAGUGAAGCUGGCGGAUUUCGGCCUGGCUAUUGAAGUGCAGGGGGACCAGCAGGCAUGGUUUGGGUUUGCUGGUACGCCGGGCUACCUGUCCCCAGAGGUCCUCCGCAAGGAGGCAUAUGGCAAGCCAGUGGACAUCUGGGCGUGUGGGGUGAUCCUCUACAUCCUGCUUGUGGGCUACCCACCCUUCUGGGAUGAGGACCAGCACAAGCUGUAUCAGCAGAUCAAGGCCGGAGCCUAUGAUUUCCCAUCCCCUGAAUGGGACACGGUCACUCCCGAAGCCAAAAACCUCAUCAAUCAGAUGCUGACCAUCAACCCUGCCAAGCGCAUCACAGCGCACGAGGCCCUGAAGCAUCCUUGGGUCUGCCAACGCUCCACUGUGGCCUCUAUGAUGCACAGACAAGAGACAGUGGAGUGCCUGAAGAAGUUCAAUGCUCGGAGGAAGCUCAAGGGCGCGAUCCUCACCACCAUGCUGGCCACGAGAAACUUCUCAGCAGCCAAGAGUUUACUCAACAAGAAAGCAGACGGAGUCAAGCCCCAGACGAAUAGCACCAAAAACAGUGCAGCUGCCACCAGCCCCAAGGGGACGCUUCCUCCUGCCGCCCUGGAGUCUUCUGACAGCACCCACACCACCAUAGAGGAUGAAGACACAAAAGCGAGGAAGCAGGAGAUCAUCAAGAUCACGGAGCAGCUCAUUGAGGCUGUCAACAACGGUGACUUUGAGGCUUAUGCGAAAAUCUGCGACCCAGGCCUGACCUCGUUUGAACCUGAAGCUCUGGGCAACCUGGUCGAAGGGAUGGACUUCCACAGAUUCUACUUUGAGAACUUGCUCGCCAAGAACAGCAAACCCAUCCACACGACCAUCCUGAACCCGCACGUGCACGUCAUCGGCGAGGAUGCUGCGUGCAUCGCCUACAUCCGCCUCACGCAGUACAUCGACGGGCAAGGCCGGCCCCGCACCAGCCAGUCUGAGGAGACCCGCGUGUGGCACCGCCGUGAGGGCAAGUGGCAGAACGUGCACUUCCACUGCUCGGGUGCGCCCGUGGCCCCGCUGCAGUGAAGAGCUGCGCUGGUUUCACGGGACAGACUCAAUGUUUGGAGCCCAGCUGCCCUCAGGGGGCACGGCCUGCCUGUCGCAUGUUUGUGUCUGCCUCGUUCCUCCCCUGGUGCCUGUGUCUGCAGAAAACCAAGACCAGAUGUGAUUUCUU
Messenger RNA from Talpa occidentalis (Iberian mole), 1858 nucleotides. RefSeq names its product calcium/calmodulin dependent protein kinase II beta (gene CAMK2B). Gene Ontology annotation, biological process: protein phosphorylation. The record is from RefSeq and is a predicted model, not a curated record. Bases 199 to 1710 code for a protein of 503 amino acids. Gene Ontology annotation, molecular function: ATP binding; calcium/calmodulin-dependent protein kinase activity; calmodulin binding. Lineage: Eukaryota; Metazoa; Chordata; Mammalia; Eulipotyphla; Talpidae. Gene Ontology annotation, cellular component: neuron projection; cytoplasm. The transcript is spliced from 19 exons.